Messenger RNA from Penicillium expansum, 1107 nucleotides. Its product is annotated as SNF2-like protein. The coding region runs from base 1 to 1107 and encodes 368 amino acids. The record is from RefSeq and is a predicted model, not a curated record. Gene Ontology annotation, molecular function: ATP-dependent chromatin remodeler activity; ATP binding. Lineage: Eukaryota; Fungi; Ascomycota; Eurotiomycetes; Eurotiales; Aspergillaceae. The transcript has a single exon.
AUGCUCAGAUGCGAUAGCGGAAGGUCAGGAACACCCGAGUCUGGUACACCUACGAGUGGAACAAUAAUACUAUCUAAAGAGCCAACAGCAUAUCAGGUGGACGAAGAUGGUAACCUAAAAAACCGUUGCUCUAAGCCCACACGCAAGGAGUUUGACCCAAUGCCGCUUGAUACCACCGCUGCAGAAGCUAUGGUUGAUGAAGAUCUAUCCGAACCUGAUGACACAGUGAAACUGUUACCCUCCGACGAGUCUAGUCUGACAGGUCCCCCACAAACCCCCCCUCACGACAGCGACCAAUCCUAUGAUGAAGCUACCUCUGGCGGUGCGAGGACCCCUCCUCCCGUCGUUAUCGAGGCAGCUGUUUCUGAAAUCGGCAAGCUCCAAGAACAAGAGGUUGAUCCGCCCUUGACUAAAAGGUCCCAAUCGCAAAAGCGCCGCUUGUUCCGAUCCUAUCUAACUGCAUCCUUCUGCCGUAUAAUCUGCGAUGAGGGCCACCGUCUUAAGACUAUCUACUCGCGCCAGCACCAGUCUGUCGCCCUCCUGAACCUGGAUUCCACCUGGUGUAUCACAGUUACACCGAUGUGGAAUCGUGCGUUAGAUUACUGCGGCUAUCUUGCGUUGCUAUGGAAGAAGAAGUUUGCACUCCCUGUAGAUAGUACAGCAAAGUACCCUCCUGGUACCGAUCCUUCCCCGGCUACUAUGACCGACCCAUUGGAUCCCUAUAUCUGGUGGUCGGCAUAUGGUAAACUUACUUUGGAGGGACAGCCGUAUUACCUAUUAGAUCCCCGAGGUCUGGUGGUUCUCGCCCGUCGCGGAAAACUGUCUGCUGUCAAUGGGUUCCUCGCGCUUCCGGUUGUCCUCCGCCUUAGCAGCCUGAUGCGUGAGGCCGGCAAUCAAAUAAUCGGGCCCAACGGUACCACUGUGGUCAUUGGAGACGACAUUCCACGCCUCCAUGUGUCGACUGUAAAGCUUCGGAACACUCGCUUCACCCAAGGUAUCCACAACCGCGUCUUAACCUUCUCAUCGAGUCCCUCUAUGGCCCUCCAAGUAAUACCUCAGCCGCAAAUGCUCCGUCGGCUGCAUCGGCGGACAAUCCCGCAAUCAUGA